UGGUAAAACCUGAUAAGUUAUAAUAUAGUUUAUGAUACAUAUCUGUGUUCCACUUUUAUUGAUUCAUCCAUGGCAAGUGGUUCACCCUUCCAUUCUCUCCACCUUCUCAACCUCCAGUCUCCAACCAUGCACCCCAAAGCACCGUCAGCGCGCGUGUCCAGCAGCAGAAAAGCCGAGGUCAUAGCAUUCGACGAGUCCAAGACCGGCGUCAAAGGAAUCCUAGAUUCGGGAAUAACGAGGGUCCCACCCAUGUUCCACGUGAAGGAGGACCCCACCGCCACGUCACGGAGCCACUCCAACUUGAGCAUCCCCGUCGUGGACCUCGGCGACAUAGAGAAGAACGCAAAACGGCGCGUGGAGGCGGUGGAGGCGGUGGGGAGCGCGUGCCGCGAGUGGGGGUUCUUUCAGGUGGUGAAUCAUGGGAUCGGCGUUGAGGUGUUGGAGGAGAUGUUGCGUGGGAUCGGUGGGUUUCAUGAGCAGGAUGGUGAAGAGAGGAAGCGGUUUUACUGUCGGGAGAAUGAGAAGAGAGUUCGGUAUUUCUCGAAUGGGAAGCUGUUUAGGGACAUGGCUGCUAAUUGGAGAGACACCAUUGCUUUCGUUGCCAAUCCUCAUCCUCCUCCACAUCAUCAUAUGCCACCUAUAUGCAGAGAUAUUGUGGCUGAAUAUACCAAAAAAGUAAGGAUUUUGGGCAUUACAAUCUUUGAGCUAUUGUCAGAGGCUCUUGGCCUUAAACCUUCUUACUUCAAAGAAAUGGACUGUGCUGAGGCACUGUAUAUUUUGGGUCAAUACUAUCCACAAUGCCCUGAACCUGAACUAACUAUGGGAAUUACAAAGCACACUGACUGUGACUUCAUGACAAUACUUCUGCAAGACCAGAUAGGUGGCCUUCAAGUUCUUCAUGAGAAUCAAUGGGUUGAUGUUCCUCCAGUGCACGGAGCUCUUGUUGUAAACAUUGGAGAUAUUCUACAGCUUAUGACAAACGACAGGUUCAUCAGUGUUUAUCACCGGGUCUUGUCAAAGAAUAUAGGCCCUCGAAUUUCUGUAGCAACCUUCUUCAUGAAUUUUACUAUAUCUGAAUGUACAUCGAAGAUUUAUGGUCCAAUAAAGGAAUUGCUAUCUGAAGAAAACCCUCCAGUCUACAGGGACAUUACUAUGAAAGAAAUCUUGACAAACUAUUAUGCAAAAGGCCUUGAUGGAAACUCUUACUUGCAGCCCUUAAGGCUGUGAAGCAAUUAUAAAGUAUAUGAUUCUCAUUGGCUUUAGUCUGCAUUUAUCAUUGUCGAUACUUGCCUUUGGCUUUCAUUUUCUGUAUCUCUUUAAAUUUCAAUAAACAGCAUUAAGCUCUAGAAGCAAAAAGUAAAGCUAAAUUCAAUCAAUUGUACUAAAAUACAUAACUUAUUGUAUUAUGACAAUAACUUCUUAUGUUUUUGUGGGAAUCAACCUGUUUUUCAUA
Molecule: messenger RNA, 1453 nt
Organism: Cajanus cajan (pigeon pea)
Lineage: Eukaryota; Viridiplantae; Streptophyta; Magnoliopsida; Fabales; Fabaceae
Product: 1-aminocyclopropane-1-carboxylate oxidase homolog 1
Source: RefSeq, a predicted model, not a curated record